AAAGCACCUCAGGCUAACUUGGCUUGCAGAGUGGGCCAGCACUGCUCCAGGAGAAAGAAGAGGAGAAGGAGAGGGCACCCUCAGGGGAACUCCUGAAGAUGGCCAAAGAUGACUCCACCGUUCGUUGCUUCCAGGGCCUCCUGAUUUUUGGAAAUGUGAUUAUUGGUAUGUGCGGCAUCGCCCUGACUGCAGAGUGCAUCUUCUUUGUAUCGGACCAGCAUAGCCUCUACCCACUGCUUGAAGCCACAGACAAUGACGACAUCUACGGGGCAGCCUGGAUCGGCAUGUUUGUUGGCAUCUGUCUCUUCUGCCUCUCUGUUCUAGGCAUUGUAGGCAUCAUGAAGUCCAGCAGGAAACUCCUUCUGGCAUAUUUCCUUCUGAUGUUUAUUGUUUAUGGCUUUGAAGUGGCAUCUUGUAUCACAGCAGCAACACAACGAGACUUUUUCACACCCAACCUCUUCCUGAAGCAGAUGCUGGAGAGAUACCAAAAUAACAGCCCCCCAAAUAAUGAUGACCGGUGGAAAAACAGCGGAGUCACCAAAACCUGGGACAGGCUUAUGCUCCAGGACAGCUGCUGCGGUGUGAACGGUCCAUCAGAUUGGCAGAAAUACACGUCUGCCUUCCGGACUGGGAAUAACGAUGCUGACUAUCCCUGGCCUCGCCAGUGUUGUGUUAUGAACAAGCUGAAAGAACCCCUCAACCUGGAGGCCUGCAAACUAGGAGUGCCUGGUUAUUAUCACAAUCAGGGCUGCUAUGAACUGAUUUCUGGACCAAUGAACCGACAUGCCUGGGGGGUUGCCUGGUUUGGAUUUGCCAUUCUCUGCUGGACUUUUUGGGUUCUCCUGGGUACCAUGUUCUACUGGAGCAGAAUUGAAUAUUAAGAAGACAGUGUCUCCAUGGUCCCACCUUCCCCCAGUGACUCUGGAUUUGGUGCUGGAACUGCUCUCUCCUGUUACGCCAUGUGUGCCCCCCAGAAACAUGUGUUCUCACUCAAGUGGCCAUGUCAGUUCUCACCACUGUUUUCACCCUAGUCUAGGAUUCUACAACAUUUCAUUGACUGUAGAAGCAGGAGAAUUUGGAAAGGAGGUAAUAACUACUCCCAUCUCUGUUUAUUUUUAAUUUGAGAGCAUAAAGAGAGGACCUUGUGUUAUCACAGCUAGCCAAGCCUAUUUGAACAGCAAAUAUGUCUGUAUUUUUCACAACUUUCUAAAAGACACUUUCAAAGGCUUUCAUUCCUCAGUAUUUUCUGUGUGAAAGAACUAAGGAAAGGUGCUGAAUUAUAUCUUUUGCUUUUUAUUCUCUAUAUAUGGAGACUCGGGUGAUUAAUGCCACAUUGGGAUCCUUUUACUCUCCAGGACAAUGCCCGCUCUUGAGUUAUCAAUGGCCAAAAUUUCCUCUUGGAUAUUGUAGAGUUAGACAUGUGUUCAGUAACCUCAACCUCCCAUUAAUUAAAAGUUUUGGAAUUUCUGAGGCAAAGUAGAAGCCUUUUAUAUGUAUUUACUAGUCUCAACUAGAAACACCUUUCAAAUAGAGAAGCAAGCCAGCUACUAGAUAGGUGAUUCAUGGUGAUUUUUGUUUACUGUUAAAAUGUUUCCCUAUUGAACAUUUGUGGCCCUGAAGAAAGGUCAUAUAAUUCAACAUGUCUUAUAAAUAAAGAGGGCUCUUAAAUAUAUUCACGUUCUUUUGUUUUUACCAGCAUCCUAA
This is a messenger RNA of Pteronotus mesoamericanus, 1704 nucleotides long. It is a transcript of the gene UPK1B, whose product is annotated as uroplakin 1B. Bases 99 to 881 code for a protein of 260 amino acids. The transcript is spliced from 8 exons. Lineage: Eukaryota; Metazoa; Chordata; Mammalia; Chiroptera; Mormoopidae. Gene Ontology annotation, cellular component: membrane. The record is from RefSeq and is a predicted model, not a curated record.